Messenger RNA from Trichoderma harzianum CBS 226.95, 996 nucleotides. RefSeq lists its product as hypothetical. The record is from RefSeq and is a predicted model, not a curated record. The transcript has 2 exons. Bases 1 to 996 code for a protein of 331 amino acids. Lineage: Eukaryota; Fungi; Ascomycota; Sordariomycetes; Hypocreales; Hypocreaceae.
AUGCCAAGCCCAGAGGCUUCAUCAGGGAUAGCCCGCAGUCACCAAGCUUCUGGAUCAUCGUCAUCGUCGGCGCAAGCCCCGUCCAUAGUGACCCUCGCCAAAUUACACACCCUGUCUGGUAUGGAAUUGAAAUGGUUCACACCGCCCUCCACCUGGGUUGUCGUCCAUCAUUACCACCCGCCUGGUCCUCUACCAUCACCGCAAGUCUUUACAGAAUUCUUCCGCGGACUUCAGAGAUGGCUUGUCCGCUUCCAGAGAGAGGGGCACAACCCAUUCAUCCACCGCCAGCUGUACCCGCCGCGAGAAAUACCAGACUGUAUUCAAGAUGCCUAUGCUGCCAUUGCAGUCUCAAUUGGGAUCUCUACUGAAAAUCAAAACAUGACUGAUAGUACAACGAUAUCAUAUGCUGAAAAACUAAUCGCCCAACAAGCUACCUUGGUCCGCCAGCCCCUCAACAUAAUGACAGCCAAGGACCACUUGGCCCGCACCCAGGCCCUCCUCAUCCACCUCAUUCUCGCCCUCUCAUCGGCUUCAAUAUCCCGUCAGGCUAAGGCCAAUGGCUGGAUAGAAACUCUCCACCGCUGGAAAACCGAGCUGUUAGCGUCGGCUGAGCAGGAGUCCAGCCUCGCGCAGCUGUUCCCUUGCGAACCUGCUCUUGCCCUAGAUGGUGCCGGAUCGGAUACCGAUCCCAUCCCGGACCUUCAUCGGGCCUUUCUUAUCUGCGAAUCAAUCCGCCGGACGUGGCUAUUAUGUUUGGUGUCUACAGGAAUGUACCGCAGCCUCAAAGGAGACUGGAUCAAUGCCUGUGGCGGCGACAUCUGCUUCACGGCCCGUGCCAGCCUCUGGAGUGCUGCCUCAUCCGCCGCCUGGGCAAGUAUUGCCAGAACGACGGAUCCAUUAUUCGAGUACAGUCUUAGCGGAGAGGAAGUAGCAAAGCGAGGGAUCCCUGCUAUGGAAGUUGACGAGUUCGCCCGUCACAUAUUUACGCUCAAUUGA